UACAUUCCUCCCAUCCACACACUACAGUUCCAAGCUCCGGUGUUGCUCCUCAUUCGUCUCUCUGUCUCACUCUCAUCGCCCAACAUCAUUACUACCCGUCUAAUCCGCUCGAGAGACUCACUCUGCGUGCAGCCAUUGAUUCCUAACGGAAGUGCUCGCGUCUGGGCGUCUCGAGCUCGUCACCACCGACUCUGGUUGCCACACACAGAUGCUGGCCGGCGUUGUAGCAGUCCGGUUGCACUCCUAGCAACACGACAGCGCAGAGAGAGAGGAGAUAUCAGUCCCGAUGGUGACGUUACUCACACGCCAGCUGGAACGGCACACUCUGGCCGACGACGCCGACGAUUCACGCGAGGUGUUCAAGUUGUGUGGGCCCUCACCUUCGAUGGAAGGCAUGCGAUUGCAAGGCAAGACGGCAGCGUCAGAGAGUGAUGUCGGUUUUGUCGGGUGUGAAGAGGACGCCGCCGACCCGGACUGUCCGGCGAGGAAACGCCGCCGCAGUCGCUCCAUCCCGGGAUGCUUCAGCCCGAUGAAGAGCACGUGGACUCCGAAACCGUCGCGUGUCUGGUCGGCCGUGCGGCGAGGGAAGACGACGCGCAGCCCGCCGGGUCGCCGAGCGCAGUCGGAGAGCGGUAUCAUCCGCGCGUCGCCCGUUCCUCGUCCCGCAUCGAUGUCGUCGUCGGACGAGCAAGCUCUGCGAGCUCUGCCCGGUCUGCGUCGGAGUGUCGUGCUGUUGCGCUCGAACUCGCAGCCGUGCAUGGUCGACGAGACGCCUGCGGGCGGGCCGCAGCGCCCGCGGUCGGGCGGCGGGAAGAAGCGUCAACGCGAACGACCGUCGGUCGAUUUCUUCAAGAUGUCUCAGAGUCGCAGCAGCGAGGACCUCGGAUAUGCGGACAGGUUUUCGCCCGUUCGUUUCCGCAGUCUGCACGAACAGGUCUUCGAUUUCUCGACCUUACCGUUGGCGAUGAGCCACAAGACGAGGGAAGAGGCCGUUGUCGGACGGGAGAGCGGCUACGGGUCGACGGACGGGUCGAGCAUCUACUGGUCGUGGAAUAGCGAAGUGGUGUGUGAGAACGAGCUGACGCUCAGUCAGGUCGAUGAGAAAUAGCGACGCGAGAGUAAUAAUUCUAGAAAGAAGGUUGCUGUGUGUACAAAGCAGUCCUAUAGAGUUCUAGUGCUGCCAUAACGGACAUACACGGUGCUCGAAAAUCUACGAAAGUCUCUAUGAUUGAAGAAUAGCGAGUUAAAACAUUCUGCA
Corticium candelabrum is the source of this 1258-nucleotide messenger RNA. RefSeq lists its product as uncharacterized. The record is from RefSeq and is a predicted model, not a curated record. Bases 287 to 1108 code for a protein of 273 amino acids. Lineage: Eukaryota; Metazoa; Porifera; Homoscleromorpha; Homosclerophorida; Plakinidae. The transcript has 4 exons.